UCCCCCAUUGCCCAGCCCCGGAGCUCCGCCGGCGGCUCCGGUCACGGAAACAACGGUUAUAACGUUCGGGUGACGGAUAAAAAGCCCGGGGUGGGACCGCGGCGGCGCGGAGCGGAGCGGGGGGCGGCCGAGGGUUAAGACUGAUCAAGGCCAUCGUCCCACGGCCCAGCAAUGGCACCCACACUGGCUACCGCCCAUCGCCGGCGCUGGUGGAUGGCAUCCACAGCCAUCAUUGAGAACCUGCUCUUCUCUGCUGUCCUGCUGGGCUGGGGCUCUCUCCUCAUCAUGCUGAAAGCAGAAGGGUUUUAUUCCUACCUGUGCUACGAGUCUGAAAACACCACCAGCAGCCCUGACCAGGAGAACAGCACAGAUUCAGAGCUCAAAUGGCCUUCCUGCAAUGCCCAGGAUGAAAUGCUCAACUUGGCUUUCACCAUCGGGUCCUUCCUGCUCAGCGCAAUCACGCUGCCACUGGGAAUUGUCAUGGAUAAGUAUGGACCUCGCAAGCUCCGGCUGCUUGGCAGUGCCUGCUUUGCUGUGUCCUGCGUGCUGAUCGCGUACGGUGCCAGUAACCCCGACUCUCUGUCUGUGCUGAUAUUCAUUGCACUGGCUCUGAAUGGCUUUGGGGGGAUGUGUAUGACCUUCACAUCGCUUACGCUGCCCAACAUGUUUGGUGACCUUCGUUCCACGUUCAUUGCUCUGAUGAUUGGCUCCUAUGCUUCCUCUGCUGUGACUUUUCCAGGAAUCAAGGUUAUAUAUGACUUCGGGGUCUCCUUCAUCCUUAUUCUGCUGGUCUGGGCAAGCUGUGCAGGACUAGUUUUCCUCAACUGCUUCUUCAACUGGCCCCUGGAGCCCUUCCCAGGACCAGAAGACAUGGACUACUCGGUGAAAAUAAAGUUCAGCUGGCUGGGAUUUGACCACAAAAUCACUGGGAAACAGUUCUACAAGCAAGUGACGACUGUGGGGCGCCGUCUCAGCGUGGGGAGCUCCAUGAAGGGCCCCAAGGAGCCAACAGCCUUGCAGGAGAACAACAAGCUCUGCCUGUCCACGGUGGACCUGGAAGUGAAGUGCCAGCCUGACAAUGCAGCUUCUCCCUCCUUCAUGAAGAGUGUCUUCAGUCCUAUCUUGUUGCUCAGCCUUAUCACCAUGUGUGUCACUCAGCUGCGGCUCAUCUUCUACAUGGGAGCCAUGAAUACCAUGCUGGAGUUUCUGUCUGGAGAUGAAGAUCAAGUGGCUCUCUACACUUCCAUCUUUGGGGUAUUGCAACUGCUGUGCUUGCUGACAGCGCCUGUGAUCGGGUACAUCAUGGACUGGAGGCUGAAAGAGUGCGAUGAUGGCUCAGAAGAGACUGAGGAGAGCAACGCUGAGGAAAGUGACAAGAAAAAGAAAAAGCGUGAUCGUCAGAUCCAGAAAAUCACCAAUGCCACCAAUGCCUUUGCAUUCACAAACGUCCUCCUGGUUGGAUUUGGAAUCACCUGUCUUAUUCCCAAUUUACCAUUGCAGAUCCUGUCCUUCAUUUUGCACACAAUUGUGAGAGGAUUCAUCCACUCAGCUGUGGGAGGCCUCUACGCAGCUGUAUACCCCUCUACCCAGUUUGGCAGCUUGACAGGGUUGCAGUCGUUGAUCAGUGCCCUCUUCGCCCUUCUGCAGCAGCCUCUUUUUAUGGCAUUGACGGGACCUUUGGAAGGAGACCCUCUCUGGGUGAAUGUUGGCUUGCUUGGUAUGAGCUUAUUGGGCUUCUGCCUUCCAAUCUACCUGGUCUGCUACAGGCGCAGGCUAGAGAGAGAAAAAAAGCAGAAGAUGGAGGAUGCCAAACUCUUCUUCAAAAUCAACGGCACUCCCAAUGAGGAAGCCUUUGUUUAAACUCGUGCUUCAAAUACAACCUCCCCUGUACAGGUUCCUACCACAUCCGUGGGUUCUACCUGUGGUGUAAGCCAGGCUUUUUCUCCCCUGGCUCUGCCAGUCUUUGCUCAUCACUGGAGUGAGGGCCGGACAUCAUGACUGAGCUUUCCUCAGACACAUGGCAGGAGGAGACUUCCCACUCCUUACUCCAGAACACAGGACACUUUUUUUCCUUUUUAUAAAGGCCACACAGAUAUUGUGUCUUAAAUUAUCCCCUGAUCACACUCUCCAGUGGCAGAGCCUCUGCAUAGGAAACUGAGGAGAGAAGGAAUAGAGGGAUGGGGGAAGAGGGAAGAAUGACCAUAACUUGAGUUUGCAAAGGUAACACACUGAAGUCUGUUUUCUCCCCCUCUUCCUCCAACCUUGGCUGACAUUGUCUCUGAUGCAGGCUGCACGCUCCUCCCUCCCUGAGGCUUCGUAAUGGUCUUUCUGCUUGAUAUGUAGUUGGACCCAGUGGUUUUACUGUCUAUCCAGAUGUACCUUGGACUGUUCCUGAGGCAGGGAAGGGGAUUGUAUUCCUACGUGUAUGAGCACAGCUUCAGUGUAUUGCUAAAUGUUGGCUGCUAGCACUGACAGCUCCCAAACCUUUUAUUACUGCAAAUGACACAGACUGUGAGCAAUGGAUCUGCCUUCCACACUGAAAUGAAGAGCCUAGUGGACUGCUUGGUCCUAGACCAAGCCUUCAAAGGCCUGGAAUUCCUCCUCUUCCUGGCCCACAAACCACCUGUAUAUGUUUUAAACUGUCUGCAGUCCUGGAACCUUUGAGAUAGGAAUUGGAUCUCGUUUACUGAUGAAGUGCUUUGGGACUUGUUUCCUUUUGCCUCUUCUUCCCUCCAACGUGACCCUGGGAGGGGAGCAGCAGCAUGUACUUAAGGUGGAAAAGCUUCUUGAAGCUGAGUUCUGGGGCUCCAAACACCUUGGUGUUCACAUGUUGUGAGCUGACUUGCUGUUGAAAAGAACCAACGAGUGCAGAACACUCCUUUGUGUCUGGUAACUGGAUCCUGUGGACAUAUGGGUGAUGUGGUGAAGUGAUUCUUCCUCCAGCCAUAGCUUAUUUACACCCUUCUGAUAACAGCCCCCAACCUGAACACCAGGUUACUGUGACUGACCAAAAAGCUGCUGGUUUGGCUGUAUUAAGAGCCUUCUAUGAUGUUGAUGCUCUGUCUGGACAGAGUACAUGGUGAUUGAUUGUAUGCUGAAGCCGACUUAGAGCAAUACGUGUGGGUAAAGGUGCCCCAGGUCUGUUCACCAUGGAGGGAAUACAAAGGGAAUUUUUAACCUGCUUAUUUUUAUAGAGGUUUUCCUAAGUCUUGUCUAAAUUUGAUUUUUUUUUCUGCCCUUAACCUUUCUGUUGAGGUCGGUAGCUCAGCCUCUAUAGCCUUGUGACUAGCAUUAACCACUGCACCAUUUGGACUUGCUCAGAGCAGGAAGGUGCAGUGUUGAGGGUGGAUAUUGCCAGUGGGCACGCAGCAGCAAAUGCACCGGGCUGAGCCAGUGGCUGCAGGAAGGUUGGGGGCAGAAACAAAACAGUUCUGAAGAUGUAGUGGUGGUGUUUUCUGAACUGCUGACUCCUGUGGUACUGCAAAGCCUGGGGGUAAGUCAUUCAACUGCUUUACGUCUGCUUGGAAAAGUCCAAAACUCAGUCGCUGCCCUGUGAGUGCUGGGGAUGGGAAACAGCAGUGCGCUCGGACCUUCCUUUGGGAAAUUGCCUGGAAACUGGGUGUUAACUCCUUUACAGAUGGCUUGGAGCAUGCAGAUGCUCAGCCCAGCCAGGUCUUCACCCUUCCUAAUGAGCGGGCUUGGUGACCUCUUGGACAGGACGCCUGGAAGCCCUGCCAGCGGAGGAUGAGGAGGCAGCUUUGUGGGGCAGCAGCGCCAUCUCCAGCCAGCCUCCUGCGGGCAGUUCAGACGCUUCUCCACCCCAUGGUACCUCUUAGUCUUCAGUCACUCCUUUGGAAACAACUCACCACUUGAGUAUUUUACACGUUUGUGGAUUUUUUUUUUUUAAUGUGUUGCCUUUAUUAAAUGUGUUUGUUCCAAGACAGCCUUACUGCCUGCUGUCAACACUUCACUCUUGUACAACUUCUUGUCUUUUGUUGACCUCUAGCUUUGGUGAUGAGUUAGCCACUGUCUCAGCUUUCCUAUCUUUUGUGUCAAGCAAUAAUGAAGGAGGCAGAGUCUUGGUUCAUUUUCCUGUUCACCUGGCAUUGUCUCAAGUACAUGUUUGGAGACCACCAGCCUGCUGAGAUCUCCAAAGGGCUUUCUAUGGAUUUCUGCAUUUCAUAUUAUUAUACUUCUAAAUACUUUGAGUAGAUUCCUACUUGUGCUCUGAGAUUUGUGACAUGAUAAUGAUGGGUUAAAUAUAAUUUAUUUAUUUCUUUUAUUAGUGAGAGCUCAGACAGGUGAGUGUCUUCAGACUGGCAGUGUCUUAAAACAGAGACGGCUGUUGGUGUGCUGACUCAGCAUUACUUCCACCUCACAUUCAGAACAUCAAAUGUGAUAGCUUCCACUCUUUGGUCACUUGAAUUCCUGAUAUAAAUAUCUCUGCAAAAUGAUGGAAUAGUGGCAUGUUUUCAUGAAGUCACAGUGGAGAUGCUGCUGCAUUUGAAGUACGUGUAGAUAAAUUAAACAUCAUUUUACUUCUGCCAUCUACCUCCCUACUGCUGUCCCCAGUUCUCCCCUUUAUUUGGAAUAGCUUCUAACGCAGGUUCAUCUGAUAAAAUGGUGGAAAUAUGUGCUUAGUGUCCCUGCUGUGGUGGUUAGAAGCUGCUGGUCAGUUGUGAGGAGUUAGAGCCUCAUACCUUUGAGCUGGAGUUUCAGGCUCUGUUUGCAGAUGGAGAGUAAAGUGUGCCUUCAGCUGGCUGUCACCACGACUAGUGGGUACACAAGGAAGUUUUGGUUGUUCAGGGUGGAACAGACAAACAGAGUGCAGUGCAAAGUCAAAUUUGGGAAUUCAGUGCUGCAGAAUGUAGUGGGGAUGAGAAGUAUAAGUAUUUAGAUGAGAUAUUGGGACAGAAGUUCUGCCCUGUGAGGGUGCUGAGGCGCUGACACAGGGUGCCCAGAGAAGCUGUGGCUGCCCCAUCCCUGGCAGUGUUCAAGGCCAGGUUGGACACAGGGGCUUGGAGCAACCUGCUCUAGUAGAAGGUGUCCCUGCCCGUGGUUGGAGCUGGAGGAGCUUUAAGGUCCCUUCAUCCCAAACUAUUCUGUGAUUCUAUUUUUCAAAAUGGGGCUGGUUAAAAGUGGUCUGAUAUAUCUGCUAACUCAGGGAGAUUUUAAGUUGCUGUAAAUAAGAAAGUUAUGCCAAGGAAAAAUUCCUUUUCUAUGUGCUCUGUCUCUUAAGAAUUGGUCAAAGAUGGAGAAAAUAAAUGCUGGGCUAGGUGAAACACUGGUCUGAUGUAAUGGGAUUUCAUUUACUCUAACAGUUGUGAACCAAACUACUUUUGAAAAGCAGUCCCAAAUUUAUCUCUCAAAAACCUGUAUCUGUGUGCAGGAUGUGCAAAUACUCUACCAACUGUGGCACAACUGCUUAAACACUGCACCUCCUGCAGGGAUGGGCCCCUGGGAGGAUGGAGUAUUGUGGCUUCAGCCUCUUCUAUAUGUUGUCUUGUGUGGUGCAGAAGCAAAUGCUGUUGGGAUGAUCCUGUUACACAUGGUUGCUCAUGGGCAGCCUGCCUUGAUCUGUGAUGCUUAUGGAAAUGUAAUUGUGGAUUACUGGAGUUUGGAGUGGAAAACACAGCACUGCUGCUUUCUAGCCAAGUGAUGUGGGACCAAGAUAAUUCCUGAUGUGCUUUUCUAUGUGGCAUGAGCCACCUUGUGGAAAAAAAAUUAAUGGGCCACCAAAGUGUGGUCACGGGAAAGCUCAUCUCUGUAGCAGUAUCCCCAGCUGGGUGUAAUGAAGCAGAAACCUGGUAUGCGAGUACUUGCUCACAAUAGAAGUCCUCGGAGUCAAGAGUGUUGCUCUGUAAAGGUGACUGCACCUCUGGAAACACUGCUCCUGGCCUCUACAGGCUUUAAGAUGAAUGUAAUAUGCAUCCAUAUUUAAACAAAGAAUUAAACUGAGUGGGGAAGGGAGGGUGACAGCUUAUUCCUUUUACUAAUCCAUCAGUACCAUUGACAGAGUCUUCAUAGCACCCAUGCUGUCAAGAGUAGCAGACAUGGGUGCUACUCUUUACACACAGAGUAGCUGUGUGUCCUGUGCUCCUUUGCUUAAUAGGGCACUUACAGCUUUAUUCACUUACUGUCAUAGAGUGUCAGGAUCCUUGAGAUGAAACUGGACACAGAUGUCUGCAAAAACAUAAAAGAGGCAAUUCUUGCUGAGAUUCCCAACUUAACUGCAAUGCUGCUACAGGGAUUGAAAUGUUCCACUCCCACAACAAAGCCUGGCCUCUUCAUGCUCUGUCUACAAAGGAAAACUGUAGGAUAAUGAGAUUUUAACGAAGUCAGUAUACCACUAACAUGUUUUAAAGUGGGAGAUUUCCUUCUUGACAGGCUGCUAAUUUGGAAAAUAUGCCACAAAUAUAAAGCAGAUACUGUAGGGUAAAAAGAAUGAAAUCUUUAAAAUGACAAGUUUUGAGGGUUUGUUUGUUGGGUUGGUUUGUUUUUCUUUGAGUCUUUUCUGUAUCUGCAGAGCUUUUGGUAUUUCCCCACUUCCCAGUUUAGAAAUGCAAAGUACUCAUAAUAGAAAUGAGUAUUACAGUAGGAUUCCUGAUGGGAAAGGGACUGCUUUCUUAAAUUAAAAUACAAGGCCACUUGUGAUUUAUAUGUCACCAGGUUAUCUUCUGUGGACUGGCUGAAACAAUGAUGUGUUAUGUAGCUGCAUUCUUACAUGUUAAAUAUAAACCUUACAGGUCCUUGUUUUUCUGCCUGUCUCCGUGCAAUCUGUUUUUAUCAUGUCCUGUGCUCCAUGUUGUCAUCCUUCCCCCUUCUGCUUGUCAAUUCCUUGUGCCUGAUUCUCUGUCACUUUUCGUUCCUGGGACAAUCCCCUUUUUCAGGAAGCCCUCUCUUUUUAACCUGACAGCUUUAGCCUCUCCCAAUGCCUCCUGUUCACAAAAUUGAUGUGCUGUUUGUCAAAGUUGAACUGUAAGCUCCUCAUGGCAGGCCUGUGUCAUCUCUGUGUGUGUAAGGUGAUGUGCACUCUUGCAGUAAUAUCUACAAAUAAAGGUGGUAUUAAGUUAAUCACUAGUUUUCCUUUUGAGGCUGAAUGUAAUAAAGGUAUUGCUUAGUUCUUAA
Strigops habroptila (Kakapo) is the source of this 7128-nucleotide messenger RNA. It is a transcript of the gene SLC43A2, whose product is annotated as solute carrier family 43 member 2. Gene Ontology annotation, molecular function: neutral L-amino acid transmembrane transporter activity; L-amino acid transmembrane transporter activity. Gene Ontology annotation, biological process: transmembrane transport; neutral amino acid transport. NCBI's taxonomy places the organism in Eukaryota, Metazoa, Chordata, Aves, Psittaciformes, Psittacidae. The record is from RefSeq and is a predicted model, not a curated record. Bases 172 to 1860 code for a protein of 562 amino acids. The transcript has 15 exons.